Messenger RNA from Tachyglossus aculeatus (Australian echidna), 950 nucleotides. It is a transcript of the gene STX10, whose product is annotated as syntaxin 10. The coding region runs from base 151 to 771 and encodes 206 amino acids. The record is from RefSeq and is a predicted model, not a curated record. NCBI's taxonomy places the organism in Eukaryota, Metazoa, Chordata, Mammalia, Monotremata, Tachyglossidae. The transcript is spliced from 7 exons.
UAGUCCUCUUCUCCCUUCUCCUUUAUCCUUUUCUGAAACUUUUUUAGAAGGGUGCCCCUGAGAAAGACGCGGUUUAAGCUUUCAGAAUAUCAACGAAAGAGUACAAAGCAGAGGAUAGAAGCCAGCUACCUCAGGCUGCUUCAAAGAAAGAUGGCGAUUACAAACAGAGGAGGGAGAAGGGUGAACAAAAGAGGACGAAAAACCGUAAACAUAUCCCGUGGACUUCUAUACCCAUGUUGGUGUAAAAUACUGAAGAACAAAGCUUUUGACUGGACUACCAAUGAGCUGCUCGCCACUUGUGAAGUAGUAAAUGUGACCACCUUCUCCAAGGAGAAAAGGGUGAUAGAAAAUCACUCUGCUUGCCGUUCAGCCCCGGUCUUUACCAAGCAGAAGAAUCAAAAGAUACUGGAGGGAAGAAAUGUCAUCCCAACUUUCAGCGAUGUCCAUCGCAUCCAGCUGGAUGAACAGCUGUUUCUACACACAUCCUUCUAUGUUGAAGAUCAACAGGCCUUCAAGAAGAAAAUGGAGUUGCUAACAUUGAGAAACUUUGGGGACAUGGAGCAUCUAUCCAGCUAUACUGGGAAAGAACUGGACAAACAGAACAAAACCCUGGAUACCCUUUUCCAAGUGAUGCAUUACACCCAGCCUUAUCCACACAAGAUUUUGAAGAAAAUAUUCAAGAUGUGCCACCUAACCAGGGACCGAUGCCAGCUGUAUGCCUUCCUUGUAGUGCUUACCAUCGUCCUGGGACUCAUCUUCUUGUCCUUUUAAUUGCCUUUCCCCAUAGUUCCCUCCGAUUCCCCAUCCCACUUCUUGCCUGGCAAGGCCAUCGGGUGAGGACUAUUUCUAGGGGAAUGGACACCGACUUACGUGGUCUCACCUGUUCCCCAAUUACACUUUAUAAAGACGAAUGGGAAGAAGAGAAGUAAUAAACUACCUGCCAGCCUAUA